Capsella rubella is the source of this 433-nucleotide messenger RNA. RefSeq names its product gibberellin-regulated protein 12. Bases 38 to 364 code for a protein of 108 amino acids. The transcript has 4 exons. Lineage: Eukaryota; Viridiplantae; Streptophyta; Magnoliopsida; Brassicales; Brassicaceae. The record is from RefSeq and is a predicted model, not a curated record.
AUAAAUCAAAAGUGAAAAGAAAGAGUUUGAAAAAAAAAUGAUGAAGAAAUUCAUCCUUUUCUUUGUUUUAGUAUCAAGUUUGUUGCUUGCUACUCAGUUUUCCAAUGCUGAGGAAUUUGAAAGUCCAGUUGAAGCACCUGAAAUCCAUAAGAUGGGAGGAGAAGGCUCACUUCGAAUAGAAGAAUGUCCAAAGGCAUGUGCAUAUCGAUGUUCAGCGACAUCUCACAAGAAACCAUGUUUGUUCUUCUGCAACAAAUGUUGUAGAAAAUGUUUGUGCGUACCAUCGGGAACAUACGGACACAAAGAAGAAUGUCCUUGUUACAAUAACUGGACGACCAAAGAAGGUGGACCAAAAUGUCCAUAAUCACAUACUUAUGAAUAAAAUGUUUCUUCCUAAUUAAUAAAAUCGAUGUUGUCCAUGGUUUUUUUAAUA